Molecule: messenger RNA, 1194 nt
Organism: Neomonachus schauinslandi (Hawaiian monk seal)
Lineage: Eukaryota; Metazoa; Chordata; Mammalia; Carnivora; Phocidae
Gene: LAX1
Product: lymphocyte transmembrane adaptor 1
Exons: 5
Coding region: 1-1194 (397 amino acids)
Biological process (GO): antigen receptor-mediated signaling pathway; intracellular signal transduction; immune response
Cellular component (GO): plasma membrane
Source: RefSeq, a predicted model, not a curated record
AUGGAUUCGAUCACCCCAGCCCUUUCAGAAAUCAGAGGGAGGACCUCAGAUGCCAGGACUCUGUGGGUAACUUCCAGCAGCCUGGACAGAGAGAAAGACCAGAACAGCGCCAUCUUUUCUGGGUUUGCGGGAUUCCUUGCCAUCCUCCUGACCACUGUGAUUUUCUACAGCCUGUGGAACUGGAAUAAAUGGAAGAAGCACCGACAAGUUCCUCACUUCCGAGUUACCGUCAUGCCCUUACUCUCUCUGUCUCGACCCAGACAAGGAACCAAAAAUAUUUAUGACUCCUUGCCCCAGAGGCAAGAAGACCUGGGGAGACGUCAGUUGAGGAGUAACCGUAUUUUCAGCACCGAGAGCCUCCUCUCCAGAAAUUCUGAUAGACCUCCUUCUGAGCCUGUGCCCUCCCAAGCAGCCAAUGCCCUCUGGCUGCACAGAGACCAUAAUCCUGCCAACAGCUAUGCAGUGGGCAUCUAUGACAAUGCCACAGGGCUCCAGAUGUGUGGGGACCUCACUCCCUCAGCAAACUAUGUCAAUGUCAAAGCAGCCCGAGACUGCCUGAGCAUUUCUUUAGAGGAUUCGAGAGAUUACAUCAAUGUCCCCACAGCAGAGGAGAUUGCUGAGUCUCUAGCUUCUACCAACAGCACCCCCGCAAACCUCUUUGCCCUCCCACAUGCCCAGGAGCUGGAGUUUACUGAGGAAAAAGACAAGGGCUGUGGGAAUGCCAGUGACCGCACCUGUUUUUGGUCUCCAAGAUCUGAGAGCGAUGAUCCACUCAGAGAUGAGGAUGGUUCUUCUGAGACCUCAAAUGACUACGUCAAUAUGGCAGGGUUGAAUCUGGAGACCCUCCAGGGGAAGCAGCCCCAGAUGGCUUUCCAGUGCUACAGAGAUUAUGAAAAUGUCCCAUCAGCAUCUACCAUUGGAAACCAACAGCAGGUGGAGGAAGAAGUGACCUCCUCAAACACGGACCAUGUGGAAGGCUGGACGGAUGGUCCAGGUACCCACAUCCAAUUUGUCAUGCAGUCAGGGACGUUCCUGGCUCUAGGGGAACAUGUGACCUGUCAGCCAUCUGCACAGAGUGAGACUAGUCAGAUAAAACAUGGAGAAGAAAUGUCAAAUGACAUUUCUAGCGACUAUGAGAAUGUGCCAGCUGCCAAGUCAGGAGACAGGGACUCCAAGCAGGGGCCAGACACAUAG